AUGACGGUGAAAGAAGUAAACGGCAACUCAGGCUCAGGCCUGCGUAUCUUGAUUGUUGGUGCGGGGAUCGGAGGUCUCACUGCAGCGAUUGCGCUGAGACAGCAAGGACACCAUGUAGAGUUAUUCGAACGUUCGCGCUUGGCUAAUGAGGUCGGCGCCGCGAUCCAUCUCUCGCCAAAUGCUAAUGGUGUCUUGCUCCGACUUGGAGUUGAUGCGACUAAGUUUGGUGCUGUCGAGACUGAGCUGUUGCGAGAAUAUACUCCAGAUGGAAAACCAGUCCACGUUGCACCCAUCAAGGAACACGCUAGCUUAUGGAGACAUCGCUGGCUGCUUGUGCACCGUGCUCAUUUCCACGAAGGACUCAAAGACGCAGCCCAAGGACCAGGUAAAGGCCGCCCAGCCAUUCUUCACAAAGCAAGCAAGGUCGUGGAUGUCGAUCCCCACAAAUCCACCGUCACUCUUGAGAAUGGCGAAGUUAUCAAAGGAGACGUGCUCAUCGGUGCAGACGGGGUACACUCUCUGACUCGAACCAAGCUAUCCAACAAAGCCCCAUACAGCUCAGGAAAGAACGCCUUCCGCUUCCUCAUCACACGUCAACAAGCCCUAGAUGAUCCCGAGACAAACAGUAUCGCGCGAGACUUUGGAGCCGUCGAUAUGUGGGACUCGUCUGACCGGCGAGUAGUGAUCUACCCUUGCUCGAACAAUGAACUCCUCAACUUCGUCUGUAUUCAUCCAGACUCGUUGACGGCCAUCGAUGCUCAGGGCGACUCUUAUAAUCAGCAGAUUGGUAAAGACACUCUGCUAGAAGUGUUUAAGGAUUUCAAUCCCCAGGUUCGAAAGUUGUUGGAGAAGGCAGACCCACAGACACUUAAGCUUUGGCCGUUGUUGGAUAUGGACGAAUUGCCAUCUUGGGUAGAGGAUCGCAUGGCGGUUCUGGGUGAUGCCGUUCAUCCAUUCCUACCAUACCGUGCUUCUGGUGGUGCGAUGGCGAUUGAAGAUGGAGUCUCCCUAGGAGUCAUGCUGUCUUCGGGUAUUACACCUGAUCAGGUUCCUGAGCGGUUGAAGCUAUAUGAAAAGGCGCGUCAUGCACGCGCAACAACCAUUCAACAGAUGACCCGAGACUCGGCAACAUUGAUUCCACAGGAGCGAGCUCAGGCCAUGAUUGGAUAUAUCUACGGUUACGACGAGUUCGAUCACUCAACACAACUCCUCCGCAAGCAUCAGUGGUCUCAAAAUCCCCACAUGUACUGGCGACAGCCAAUUGUGUUUGGCCCAAUGCCUGGCCCUCGACAGGAUCACUAUGGAAAUGACCGCGCACUAAAGUCCCUCGAAUCAACAUUUACAACCGCCUCGAUCAAAUUCAAAACCAGCCGGACUCUCCUUGAGAAUCUCUUGCCCUCAGACCGCUAUAGCUUUAUUUCUCCUGCAAGUGUUGCGCGUGCCAGUUUCUCCCAGACAACUCUCAACGGAAUGGACUGGCUAGGCGGUGGCGGCUACCGACACAUCGGAUUAUACAUCCACGGCGUGCAGUAUAAAAAGGAGAAUGGUGAAGUGCUAAAGGGCACAUACAUGCCGAUCUUAUUUGAGAGUUUGGCGGAUCCGAUCGUUUCAGGACGCGAAGAGCUUGGAAUGCCAAAAUUAUACACUGCGAUUGAUUUGCAUGAACGCAAUAAUUCCUUCCGAUUGCAAACAAGCUGGCAAGGAGCCGUGUGGGGUCACUUUGAGCUUGAAGAUCUGGAGGAUCAAGAUCCUGCCGCUGACAAAGGAACGAUCGGUGGAGAAGAUGACGAUGGCAUCCUCGUAUACCGGUACAUGCCUAAGGUUGGAAAGAAAUUCAAGGGCGAAGCAGAGUCAGAAUAUCCAAUCUUUGUACCUCAUGCGAACGAGUCCAAAGUGGUACCGUCUAAAGUGACGCGUCUGCGACGAACUAAAAAUGCCAAAGUGGAGAUCAACGGUCUAGGCUGGGACGCGCUACCUACAUUACACCAUGUGGUGUCGCGGCUGGCGGAGAUCCCGAUUGAUGAGGUGAUCGAUGCGAAAAUCACUGAGGGAAGAGGGGUACCGGAUGUUUCAAGCGCUAUGAGAAUUGAGUAG
This is a messenger RNA of Penicillium angulare, 2094 nucleotides long. Its product is annotated as putative salicylate hydroxylase. Lineage: Eukaryota; Fungi; Ascomycota; Eurotiomycetes; Eurotiales; Aspergillaceae. The transcript is spliced from 5 exons. The coding region runs from base 1 to 2094 and encodes 697 amino acids. Gene Ontology annotation, molecular function: monooxygenase activity; FAD binding; lyase activity. The record is from RefSeq and is a predicted model, not a curated record.